Chelmon rostratus (copperband butterflyfish) is the source of this 936-nucleotide messenger RNA. RefSeq names its product metallophosphoesterase domain containing 1 (gene mpped1). Gene Ontology annotation, molecular function: hydrolase activity. Bases 1 to 936 code for a protein of 311 amino acids. The record is from RefSeq and is a predicted model, not a curated record. The transcript is spliced from 6 exons. Lineage: Eukaryota; Metazoa; Chordata; Actinopteri; Chaetodontiformes; Chaetodontidae.
AUGGCCUUCACCCUGUCGGAGAUCAUGGCGGCGAGGCGGCAGCAGUCGCAGGCUCAAUCGCACACGCAGCGAGGCAGCAGGACAGCGGUGGAGGUGGACGAGUACAGCACCAACCCCACUCAGGCCUUUACCUUUUACAACAUCAACCAGGGACGCUUCCAGCCGCCACACGUCCACAUGGUGGACCCGAUGCCCCACGACACGCCCAAGCCGCCAGGCUACACCCGCUUCGUGUGCAUCUCGGACACUCACUCCCGCACCGACAGCAUCCAGAUGCCGUACGGGGACGUGUUCAUCCACGCCGGAGACUUCACUGAGCUGGGACUGCCCUCUGAGGUCAAGAAGUUCAACGACUGGCUGGGCACCCUGCCCUACGACAUCAAGAUAGUAAUCGCUGGAAACCACGAGCUGACCUUUGACCAGGAGUUUAUGGCUGAUCUGAUCAAGCAGGACUUCUACUACUUCCCAUCCGCCUCCAAGCUGAAGCCAGAGAAUUACGAGAACGUCCAGUCGCUGCUCACCAACUGCAUCUACCUGCAGGACUCCGAGGUCACAGUGCGGGGCUUCAGGAUCUACGGCUCCCCCUGGCAGCCCUGGUACUACGGCUGGGGGUUCAACCUGCCGCGGGGUCAAGCUCUGCUGGACAAAUGGAACCAGGUCCCAGACAACACGGACAUCCUGGUCACACACUGCCCCCCACUGGGUUUCCUGGACUGGGUCCCAAAAAAGAUGCAGCGCGUCGGGUGCAUGGAGCUGCUCAACACAGUCCAGAGGAGAGUGCAGCCUAAGCUACAUGUGUUCGGACACAUUCAUGAAGGUUACGGCAUGAUGACCGACGGCACCACAACGUUCGUCAAUGCCUCGGCCUGCACCGUCAACUUCCUACCCAUGAACGCACCCAUCGUCAUUGACCUUCCGAACCCCAGGGCCACAUGA